Messenger RNA from Pelecanus crispus (Dalmatian pelican), 1282 nucleotides. Lineage: Eukaryota; Metazoa; Chordata; Aves; Pelecaniformes; Pelecanidae. The record is from RefSeq and is a predicted model, not a curated record.
GAGCAGCUAAAGAGAUAGCACUUCAUAAAGACCCUGCUUUAAGCUGGCAGAACCUUGGUCAUACUGCUUCACUGAAGAUUGCUGUCCCUUGUCUGUUACAAAGGAUCACAACACAACUUCAGAGGAUGCUGGUGUUGUGUGACUUUCCAAAAAAUUUGUAUGAAAAGUUUGUUAAUUUUUUUCAGUCCAUCUCACUUCCUUGUCAUUGUUUUGGCUUCUCAAAUAGCUUGAAUGUUGUGCCGUGGGACCAUGUAUUACUGACCACUGUUUUGAAAGGCCAGAACAUCACUGGUCAAAGAACACAGAAAGGAAGAAAAGUAUUCCUGUGGGAAACACUGCCUGUUAUAGAGGCUCGAGUGGAGAAAUUAGUAGACAAAAAGAACUAUAAAGAAGUUGUUCGCUACCUGAGAGCUGUGAAAUGCAAUGAUACCAAAGGAUUAAGAGACCUUCGAGAUAAAAUCCCAUUCUAUUUGUGUAAAACUGGAGACUUCCUCGAUGCUGCGCAUUCGCUGUUGUUUCCCGUCAAUAGCCUCGCCUGCUGUACUGCCUGCCGGAUAACGCCUUUUCAGUUCGAGGUCUACCUGAAGAUGUUCAGAACAGGCAGUGUUCCCACUGGAAAGGAUAUGCUAGACCCUGGGCCCUGGAUUACAGUUGGGUCUCCCUUGAAAGACGGUGUUCUAAUUAAGCAGGCGCUCAAACUCCUUUACAGCAAUGUGUCGCUCUACAGGAAUCCUAAAUGCUGGAGUUCCCUCAUCAUGAUUUUGGGUAGUAGCAGUUUGCUGGAAAAAAGUGGACACCUACAUCCCCUGUCCCUGAAAGAACCACCACUUGACUUCCAAAAGGGAGUGCUCGCUGCCAGCGGUGGCCUUUUGGAGGAACUGAAGGCAAAAAUUAAUGUUUCUUUACCACCUGCUAUUUUCUCUCCUCAUUUGCACCAUGAGGCUUGUCUUAUUCUCGCAGUGCAAGCAGUACAACAGAUGCUUUUUUGUGAUCUUCCGUACUUGACUUCCUUCUUAGAGAUAGCCCUGGCUUUUGGGAAUAACUUCUGGGCUCUGAGGCUGUUAUUGGACCAUCUUUCCUACGAAGAACAUGUUCUCCAUGGCACUGUCAACCUGAUUUUGAGAGAUCUAAAUUGUCAGAAAGCCACAAUGCUAAAACUGUGGCAAAACCUUGGUCCCCAGUACGUGGGUGAAUUCCUUUGCCUAUUCCUGACGUGCAGACAUAAGAAGAUGCAAUCCAUUGGCCUGUUCACGCUGAAUAUUAUCACAGAGAACCUGCAUAU